UCAUCCUCACCGUGUCUUCCUUACUCUUGGUUGUAAUGGUGAUUGUUCUAAUAAUCGGCAUUAAUCACGAUGAUGAUGAGUUCAACAAGAGCCACGGUCGUCAUAAUAGAGAUGUUUUGACCACUGCCAAAGCUAUUCAAAGCAUCUGUCAACCAACAGAUUAUAAGGAAGCUUGUAUCAAGAGUUUGGCUAAAGCCAAUUCAACUGACCCAAAGGAAUUGAUUCGUGUCGCUUUUCAUGCUACAAAGAAUAUGAUUUUGGAAGCUUCUCAUAAUUCUACACUUCUCAAACAUCUUUCUCAAGAUCCUAGGACUAAGGUAGCCUUGGAAGAUUGUCAGGAAAUGGCACAAACUGCUGCCAAUGAUCUCGAGAGGUCCUUAAACAUGAUAUCGAAUAUCGAUCAUGUUCUACAUUUGGAUAUUGUCUUAGACAACUUGAAGAUAUGGCUUAGUGGGGCUUUGACGUAUCAACAAACGUGCUUGGAUGGUUUUGAAAAUACGACCGGGGUUGAAGCAGGGGAGAAAAUGCAACAAUAUUUGAAAAUGGGCAUGGAGUUGACAAGUAAUGGUUUGGCAAUGGUUGAUGAGAUCUCACAAGCUCUAUCUUCACUCAAUCUCGAUCAAAACCUCGUCCAUCGAAGGUUACUCUCGGAUCAAAUGCCAUCGUGGGUAGACGAUCUCAAACCUAAUCUAGUCGUGGCCAAGGAUGGAACAGGGGAUUUCACCAACAUAACUGCAGCCCUCAAUUCAAUUCCAAGAAAUAGAGAAGAGACUUUUGUUCUAUACAUCAAGGCCGGAGUGUACGAGGAGAAAGUUCAAGUCGAUAGGAAUUUGACUCAUUUAGUCAUGGUCGGUGAUGGCCCAACCAAAACUAAGAUAACCGGGCGCCUUAAUUGGGUAGAUGGAGUCUCCACUUUUAACACCGCAUCCGCGGUUGUGUUGGGCGAUCAUUUCAUCGGAAAGGACAUUGGAUUCGAGAACUAUGCUGGUCCCGAGAAACACCAAGCCGUGGCACUAAGAGUCGGGGCUGACAUGUCGAUAUUCUAUAACUGCCAUAUUAACGGUUACCAAGACACUUUAUAUGCCCAUACUUAUCGUCAAUUCUACCGCAAUUGUGUCAUAAGUGGAACAAUAGACUUUAUCUUUGGAGAUAGUGCAGCCGUCUUUCAAAAUUGCACCAUGUUGGUUAGAAAACCGUUGGAGAACCAAGCCAACAUUAUAACCGCACAUGGUAGGAAGGAACCUCGACAACCAACGGGACUUGUCUUGCAAAAUUGCAAAUUGGUAGCCGAUCCAACUUACUAUCCGGUUAGAUUCGCGAUCAAGACUUAUCUCGCGAGGCCUUGGAAAGAGUAUUCGAGAACGGUUAUCAUGGAGAGUUUUAUCGAUGAUUUAAUUGCGGAUGAAGGUUUCUUGCCAUGGGGUGGAACAUUUGGGAUAGACACUUGCUACUAUGUUGAGUAUAACAAUAGAGGACCCGGAUCAAUUAAAUUUAACCGAACUAUUUGGCCAGGUAUUAAGGAGGUCGGUAAACACAUAAUCAAAAAUCAUUUCAUUGCUUCCAAGUUCCUCGAUGGAAACUCUUGGAUACCCAAAACCGGGGUACCCUAUUAUCAUAGCCUCAUAUACCCAACACCCGCCGAUAGACCGAAUGCCAUAAAAAACGACAAAAUGUUGGUCAAUGAACGAGAUAACUCGCUAAAACAAAACUUUGAAAAUUUCACCAGGAUUAUUAGUCCCGUUUCGUUGCCUAAUGCCCCAACACCAUCCCCAUCCCCAUCCUCAAUCCCGGUUCUCAAUAUUCAAGCCCCGGCUCCGAGCCCGAAUCAUCCACAUGGGAAAGGUCAUCAUCGCCAUCACAGGAAAUCGUUUGUGAGUCUAAUAUAUGGUAGUCACUAACUAAGGAGAUCUAUCAUUUUCGAUGUUUCAAUUUUAUCUAUUCUUCACUGUUAUUUUUUGUGUUGAUUUGAAGAAUGGGGUUUUAUUAUAGCUAGCCUUGUGUGGCUAUCUA
Impatiens glandulifera is the source of this 2010-nucleotide messenger RNA. Its product is annotated as pectinesterase-like. Gene Ontology annotation, biological process: cell wall modification. The transcript has a single exon. The record is from RefSeq and is a predicted model, not a curated record. Gene Ontology annotation, molecular function: pectinesterase inhibitor activity; pectinesterase activity. Lineage: Eukaryota; Viridiplantae; Streptophyta; Magnoliopsida; Ericales; Balsaminaceae. Bases 36 to 1898 code for a protein of 620 amino acids.